ACAUGUCGGAGGCCACAGACCUCAUCAAGACUCUCCUGCAGGACCAGGUCCCCCAACCUCCAAUGGCCUCUGGGGCUCCCAGCAUGAAGGAGACUGCAGGGGGAGAAAACCUUAGUCUUGUGAGAGACUUGGACCUCAUGGAGUGCCUGGAGGGCAGAAACCAGGUGGCCCUGAGGCUGGCCUACAUCGGUGAUGAGAUGGACCUGUGUUUGCGGAGUCCCCGUCUGGCCCAGCUGCCUGAGAUUGCCAUGUACAGACUCGCUACCACCUACAGCCAGACAGGCGUCAGGGGCAUUUUCAGACGCUUGAUUCGCGGCUUCGCCAACCUGAGGGAAAACAUCUGGUCCUGGAGAGUCCUAAUUCCUGGCGGCUGGGUGUCUCCCAACCAGUCCCGCAGACAGCUGUUUCCCAUGGUGCUAUUGGUCCUCUUGCUGCUGGGUGAGGCCUGGCAUUUGCAGCUUCAGUGA
Acomys russatus (golden spiny mouse) is the source of this 467-nucleotide messenger RNA. RefSeq names its product BCL2 interacting killer (gene Bik). Gene Ontology annotation, biological process: apoptotic mitochondrial changes; apoptotic process; male gonad development. NCBI's taxonomy places the organism in Eukaryota, Metazoa, Chordata, Mammalia, Rodentia, Muridae. The transcript has 4 exons. Bases 3 to 467 code for a protein of 154 amino acids. The record is from RefSeq and is a predicted model, not a curated record.